ACCUCGACCAGACAACAAUAAUCAUGCGGGGUUAAUUGGAAAAUCGUCCGCACGGAUAACUUCUAUCUCAUCUCCCUUCUUAUGAGGCCAAUUCGAAGCUUGAGUCUUUGGAUUUAAUUUACAUUGCCUGUCGUGCCAUAUUUCGAGCUAGUAGCCUUCCCAGCUUCUCAUCAUGCUCACAUUCAGUGGGAUUGCUAAGGUGUUACUCCUCUGCUUAUCAGCUGCUGGAUUUUAUUCAACCUGGUCCCUUUCAUUUCGAAAUGGCUUUUUCGAUCAGAUCAUGUCGUUGGUAGAAAACCAGAAUUCAUUUCUUCCGGGCACAGAAGAACCGCUGAAACUUCAAUAUGUCGGCAUCCCCGCUCUGGAUAAGCAGCUUGCAAUACUUGUAACAUUCUGGUACCCUCUGGUCGACGGAAGAACCCCAGAGGCAUCUUUGCACGCGUUCAAAUUUGUUGCAAAUUUCAUUGCUAUUUGGGUGGUCUUUGUGGUUGAAAGCUACCGGCUGAGCAACAAGUGGAGAGUCGUAUCAUUUACUACUUUCUGGGGUUUAAUGGCGCAAAAUGUAGACUUUGCUACUGCUGCGCCUCUUCUCUUGGCUCUUCAUCUUUUCACUUCGCCGGCAAGCUUAGAACCCUCAAGGAAAUCUCCAAACACGCCUGCUGCAAAUCUUGUCAUCUGGCCAGGGCAUCUACUCGUUCUUCCAUUCUCAGUCAUUCUCGGAGUGGUGAUUCCGUCUGUUCUCGCCUGCCUUCCAGCACCUGAUUUUUUCAGUUACGCGACACAACAGAAUUUCAUUGCCUUGUGGCAAGCAUUCCCAUUAUGGAUCACACUGAGCCAAUUGAUUCUUUGCGCCGUGCUUUCACCAAUUCUGCCAGCCAAGGAGCGAUCAUACCGAUCGGCAGCUGAGCGCAAUGCGGUAGUGCUCCGGUGCCUGCGAACUGUCUACUUUGGCGCCUUCGCUUUGGCUGCCCUUGCGCAUGUUGCUUCAGUCACCUUGUCAGUGGCACCGAUCCUGUUCCCGAACGUGUUUGUGUCGGAGUACCGCGCCGCGUUCCAUCCGUUGCGCGCUUUUGCACCCGUAGCUCCAUGGACAAAGGAUACGAUUGUAUCUCUAGGACAAGGCGCCCUCCGGUUCAUGCAGUGGGACGAAAUCGUUGGAUGCACUGCAACGCUUAUUUGGGCCUUGGUCCUUAACCGCAAUGCUCAUGCCGGCCGAAUUUCGCCUCAUGGAUGGUUCGACCUUGCCCUUAAGGUGGUCGGUUUGACAAUCUUGACAGGACCAGCCGGUGCAGUUAUCGCGCUUAUAUGGGGCAGAGACGAGCUUGUGCUUGGUGACAUUGGUGAUCCUAUUGACGAGAAAAAGUUACUCUAA
Molecule: messenger RNA, 1372 nt
Organism: Xylona heveae TC161
Lineage: Eukaryota; Fungi; Ascomycota; Xylonomycetes; Xylonales; Xylonaceae
Exons: 2
Coding region: 173-1372 (399 amino acids)
Source: RefSeq, a predicted model, not a curated record